Drosophila willistoni is the source of this 789-nucleotide messenger RNA. It is a transcript of the gene Mip, whose product is annotated as allatostatins MIP. The transcript has 2 exons. Lineage: Eukaryota; Metazoa; Arthropoda; Insecta; Diptera; Drosophilidae. Bases 75 to 704 code for a protein of 209 amino acids. The record is from RefSeq and is a predicted model, not a curated record.
ACCAAAAAAAAAAAAAAGCCACUUAAUCAGUAAACGAGAAGAAGCAGACGGACAAACCAGCAUAGACAAGAAAAAUGGCAUGGAAAUAUUCUGGCGGUCUAAUGGUGCUUUUGCUCUGCACUACAGCCAGCAGCAGUUUGAAUUUGGCCAGCACCACAACCACCAGCAAUGAACCCACCGGCCUCUCCGAGCAGGUGGUCGAUCAGCUAAGCGAGAACGAUCUGUAUCAGGCCAAUAAACGGGCCUGGCAGUCCCUACAGAGUUCCUGGGGAAAACGUUCCAAUGCUGGCGAUGUCGUCGGAGGAUUCGGUGCCGGCGGCGAUGAUAUCUAUAUGACCGGACACUUUGUCCCACUGGUGGUUACCGACGGUACCAAUACCAUUGAUUGGAAGACCUUUGAGCGCAUGGCCAACCAGGGUCAACAACAGCAGGGGGAUCAGGUGGCAGAGCAACCACAAUCGGAUGAGGAACCCGACGAGAUUGGCGACGUUGAGGCGGCCAGUAACAAUCUGCUGGAUAAACGGGCCUGGAAGAACAUGAACGUUGCCUGGGGUAAGCGUCGUCAGGCUCAGGGUUGGAACAAGUUCCGCGGUGCCUGGGGCAAACGUGAGCCCACCUGGAAUAAUCUAAAGGGCAUGUGGGGUAAGCGUGAUCAGUGGCAGAAGCUGCAUGGCGGUUGGGGCAAACGUUCGCCCAUGAAUUAAGGAUCAUUUAAUAACUCAAGGCAACUGCAUACCAAAUACUAAAAACAAAAGCAAAUAAAACAGCAACAACAAAAACAAAUACUAA